AUGCGUGCUGGAUCGGACCCGCCCACCUUCCACCUCGACAAACCGCGCAAGCUGCCUCGCCCGUCGGGCAGCAUCGCCAACCCGCACGCCUCGCGCCACCAUCUACACGGCUUCGUCGCCUCGUCACGCCCUACACCCCUUCCAUAUCCGUUCCUCAGCAAUCUCUCGGCCUUCCUCUACGGCCUCGCCCCGUCGCUCGUCGCCCUCGCUCCCCUCCUCGUCUCGGCCAGCGUCAGGUCGGUCGUCGACCUCGUCGCCCUCGUCCAGCUUGAGCCGGGCACGUUCGACCUCUUUGCCGCCGAGGCUGCCCGUCAGACGCCCGUGCGCGUGAACGGCUCGUCGCCGAUCGAGCUCCUCGACGUGCUCAAGCAGGGACUCGACGAGGGCAAGUGGCGUGCGAGAUGGACGUUCUGAGGGGCAGCAAGCGGUUCUCUCGAUGCAGCGUUUGUCUGAAGGGUUGAUUGGUGCAAGGCGUGGACCCUGUAUAGGUCCGGCGCUUGCA
Rhodotorula graminis WP1 is the source of this 502-nucleotide messenger RNA. RefSeq lists its product as uncharacterized. Lineage: Eukaryota; Fungi; Basidiomycota; Microbotryomycetes; Sporidiobolales; Sporidiobolaceae. The record is from RefSeq and is a predicted model, not a curated record. The coding region runs from base 1 to 414 and encodes 137 amino acids. The transcript has 2 exons.